Molecule: messenger RNA, 1825 nt
Organism: Sphaeramia orbicularis (orbiculate cardinalfish)
Lineage: Eukaryota; Metazoa; Chordata; Actinopteri; Kurtiformes; Apogonidae
Gene: foxc1a
Product: forkhead box C1a
Exons: 1
Coding region: 286-1707 (473 amino acids)
Biological process (GO): regulation of transcription by RNA polymerase II; cell differentiation; anatomical structure morphogenesis
Molecular function (GO): DNA-binding transcription factor activity, RNA polymerase II-specific; RNA polymerase II cis-regulatory region sequence-specific DNA binding
Source: RefSeq, a predicted model, not a curated record
UUCGGGGAGGAGCUCCACUGGCAGCAAAACGAAGAGAAGUUAACUGCGCAAAAGUCUAGUGUGGUGACGGAUGUCCAAAGUUCAGAAGUUUUUCAAUGUGAGACACAGGGAUGGGGACAUCUUAAACACUGCUGAGGUCCCUCACAUUGCACUGUUUGUUAGACUUUUUCAUUGAGCAGUCCCGGGCUGUGAUUUGAGCACCUCGGCAUUCACAGGACUGAGAAGUGGCUUCUUCUUCUUCUUCUUGUGCGUAUUUUGGAGCUUUACUUUCAUCAAAGGGAAGACAUGCAGGCUCGCUACUCCGUCUCCAGUCCCAACUCACUGGGAGUCGUGCCUUAUAUCAGCGGCGACCCCAGCUACUACCGGGCGGCUGCCGGAGGGGGGUACACAGGGAUGCCAGCCCCUAUGAACAUGUAUUCUCAUGCGGCUCAUGACCAGUAUCCUGCCAGCAUGGCCCGCGCGUAUGGACCAUACACCCCCCAACCUCAGCCCAAGGAUAUGGUCAAACCUCCAUACAGUUACAUCGCCCUCAUUACCAUGGCUAUCCAAAACUCUCCUGACAAGAAGGUGACCCUGAAUGGGAUUUACCAGUUUAUUAUGGAAAGGUUUCCAUUUUACCGAGACAACAAGCAGGGCUGGCAGAAUAGUAUAAGACACAAUCUGUCUCUGAACGAGUGUUUUGUCAAAGUGCCCCGUGAUGAUAAAAAACCCGGUAAAGGCAGCUACUGGACCCUGGACCCGGACUCUUACAACAUGUUCGAAAACGGGAGCUUCUUAAGGAGGAGACGACGGUUCAAAAAGAAAGACGCGCUCAAAGAGAAAGAAGAGCGUCUGCAGAAGGACGUCCCGCAGAGGCAGCAGCAGGGCCGGGACCAGGAGCAACCGGUGCAGGGGUCCCAGCCUGUCAGGAUCCAGGAUAUUAAGACCGAGAACGGCACGGUGACGCCACCACAGGCCGACUCUCCUUCUUUGAACACCGUGCCCAAAAUUGAGAGUCCGGACAGCAGCAGCAUGUCCAGCGGGAGCCCCCACAGCAUCCCCUCCAGCCGCUCCAUCGGCAUGGACGCACCGGAGCACCACCAGCAGCACCACGGACAGGCCUCGACGCAGGGCUUCAGCGUGGACAAUAUUAUGACCUCCCUCCGGGGGUCUCCACAAGGGGCCACAGAGCUCCCAUCCAGCCACGUCGCCUCCACCAGGACAGGUAUAACACCGUCUUUGUCCUUAAACUAUUCUCCAAGUCAGACAUCUGUCUAUAGUUCCGCAUGUAACCAAAACUCCAUCUCCACUACCUCCAACGCAACCUAUCAUUGUAAUAUGCAAGCGAUGAGUUUGUACGCCGGGGACAGAUCUAGUCACUUGGCACCGAGUACCACCGUGGACGAAACACUGCCCGAUUACUCUGUCACGACCACCUCAUCCUCACUGAGCCACGGUAAUCUAAACUCUGGGCAGGACGGCCACCACCACCAGGGGAGGCUGACCUCAUGGUACCUCAACCAGGCCGGAGAUCUGGGCCAUCUUGGUGCAGCUUACCCUGCACAGCAGCAGAACUUCCAUUCAGUCCGAGAGAUGUUUGAAUCUCAAAGAAUUGGCUUGAAUAAUUCACCGGUGAAUGGGAAUAACAGCUGUCAGAUGUCAUUCCCACCCAGCCAGUCCAUCUAUCGAGCUUCGGGAGCUUUCGUAUAUGACUGCAGCAAGUUCUGACCAAAACAGUCUCAGUAUUUUUCCUGCACCGUGUUUGAACUCCUUUCAGUAAAAUUCAUCGUCUUCCCCCUUCCUAUCUGCCCACACCUUAUGGACUAAUAUGAGGCAGAAAAACACA